UUGUGUCAUCGAUAUUUUUCCAUCUCUAGCGGACUUGUGGAAAUUUCCGCAAAAUAAAAAUAAAAAUAGAAAUUGCUCUGCCAACUAGCAAGCGAUGCACAAAGGGGCGCCACCUUGGCAAGUGGGCGGUGCCAACGAGGCCGAGACUCCCGCAGAGGGAGCAGAAGAAGAAGAGGCUGCGUCCACGAAACAACUACAACCACUGAUAAGAAGUGAAAGGUGGUGGUCUUGCAGUCGCAGGAUAAUCUUCCUGGAACUCCUGAUCCUGCUCCUCACCGCGAUUCCCCUGCCCUCGAGCAAUGCCACCCACAUCAGCGGGCAGUUCCAGACGGAGGACUUCUUCCAGUUCCUGGUGAAAUUCGGGUUCAACAAGGCGGAUCCCACGAGACGAAAUGCCUUUGGAUAUAUCUACGGCAACAUCACGUCGCCGGAUAAGUAUGGGGUUCCCCUCACCCUCGUCGUCCUGGACAGGAGCACCUUCCUCGAGUUCUACGGGAAUCGCAGUCAGCGGAGCAGGGAGGCCGCCUGCACGGGCAUGUUCUCCCGCCUCCAGAGAAUCGCCUACGACUCCACGUGCAAUCCCCGUGCCAAAAGAGACUUCCUGCGACACGUCCCCUGUCCUGUCAAUCAGCUAUGCAGCGAUGAGGAUGCACCCGGUAACGUCGUCCCGGGAUCGCAGUUCACAUAUGUUAUCAAUCUGGAGGCGGAACCAAGAUUCUGGUACCUCUCCCUGGUGGCCUGCUAUCAGAACCAGAGCACCUGCCAGUGGCACGCCCACGAGAGCCUGCCCAGAUUGAGUAAACUCAGCAGCAACCUUCUGAACACCCUGCACUACGACAUCCACCUGGUCAACUUACACCCAAACAAUUCGGCCGCUCAUCCACUGACCUACCAGUACUCGUACGAUCAGCAGAACCUUCUGGAGAUGUACCUCGUGUUCAUGCUCGUCUAUAUUGUGCUGCUGCCCAUGCAAAUUUACGCAGUGCGGCGGCAGAAGCAUCCAGUGACCAAGUUGUUCACCCUUAGUCUGUUGAGCGAGUUCGUUAGUUUGGCACUGAUCACCGCCCAUCUGAUUCACUAUGCGGCCAAUGGAGUGGGAGAGCCGAGAUUGCAAGCGGCGGGAGAUGUUUUGGACAUUCUGAGCCGCACCACCUUCAUGCUGAUCCUGUUGCUAUUGGCCAAAGGUUGGGCUGUAACUAGGCAACAAAUAAGCAGAACUGGUUGGAUCAUCCUAAUGUCCAUCUGGGUGCCAUACUGCGCGUUUCACGUGUUCCUUUACAUCUGGGAUAGGACGGAAGUCGAUGUGGUUUCCGACAUCGACGAAUACCAGACCUGGCCCGGCUGGAUAGUCCUAAUACUACGCACCUCCUUCAUGAUGUGGUUCCUUUACGAGCUGCGCAACACAAUGAAGUACGAGCACUCCACGAAGAAACUUGACUUCCUGCUGCAUCUGGGCGCCUCCAGUUUGGUGUGGUUCAUCUACCUGCCCAUCGUUGCCAUUGUGGCGCUGCAGGUCAGCCCCAUGUGGCGCUACAAGCUGCUGCAGGGCAUCACUAACUCGGCCGAUUGCAUGGCCUAUUGUGUGAUGACGGGACUGUUGUGGCCACAUCGAGCGGGCCAAUAUCUGCUCCUGGCGGGCACCAAGUAUGCGGGCAUGGACGAGUUGGACGAGUUCAACGAAGCGCCCCACAUUGUCAGAGAGCGUGAGAGGCGUCGCAAUUCCCCGCCCGAUGAUAUUUCCAUUGGAACGGGGAGCGGCGGAGGUCGGGGGAUGGUGCUGUCCACAAGCAUUCCACAUUCGCUGAACGGCGAUGCCUGCAAUGAUCUUCUGGAGGCGGAAGAUCUCGACGCCGAGCUGCUCACCGAUCUUAACAAAAACAGCCAUAUUGUGGCGUAGACGCAACGGGUUAAUUACUAGCUGUAGAAGUCAAUUGUGCUAAAUGAAACACGGAAUGUUAAUCAUCCUAAUUAAUCAUACAUAUAACUAGAUUAAAGUGGGUUGAUUUUUUCGACAAGGUAUUUUAAAAGUAGAAACUAACGUUUGCUAGUUAAAAUCUUAGGACUUUGGUUGUGAAAAAGGAAGUUUUAUUAUAUAUUGAAUAAUAGAAGUAUAUUCCUGUUAAUUCUCUGGUAACCAACAAAACAUAAGUUAAAUCUGAACUAAAGUAAAUGUAAACAUGACCAUCUAAUGAAUGAUAUUAAAUAAUUGGCCAUAUAUUUCUGUAUCGAAAUACGUUUCCUAAAAGUGAGAGCAAACCAGAUACUACUUUUCGCCCCUUCCGUUUUCGAAUGUCUAAAAGUCGGCCCACCAUAACCUAGUUAUAAACUUAUCUGCGUGUAUAUUCCAUAUAGUGUGUACCACUUACAACGAAGUCAGAGCGAGUGCAAAAUAUGCAUCAGAGAUUGUUGUGUGAUUUUAUGUAAUAUGCUUGAAUUUAUUAUUAGUUUCUAGUUAACGCAUAGGAGAACGAUUCGAUACAAUACGCUUCAGCAUCAACAUUUCGUUGCGGUAGUUAUCGCAUAAGCUUACAUUUUAACGAACUACCGACUACCUACUAAGAUAAGCAUAGAUUCCCAAACAACCAAGCGGUAUUUUGAUAAGAACAAACCAAACACACGAGCCAACGUCUAUAGAAAACCACUUGAAAUGCUAAAAGAAAGAUAGCGAAAUAAAUGAAUCAUUUUUAGAUAAGUACUUCAA
Messenger RNA from Drosophila suzukii, 2701 nucleotides. RefSeq lists its product as uncharacterized. Gene Ontology annotation, biological process: G protein-coupled receptor signaling pathway; response to pheromone. The record is from RefSeq and is a predicted model, not a curated record. NCBI's taxonomy places the organism in Eukaryota, Metazoa, Arthropoda, Insecta, Diptera, Drosophilidae.